CAUAUGCCUUUCUGGACCAAGGGAGUUCAGCAUCCUUUUGUACAGUGGGUCUUAUGGACAAGCUGAAUGUUGCUGGGAGGAAGACAAGGAUUCUCCUGCGCACCAUGGGACAGGAGAAAGUGGUGGACAGUUUCAUUGUACCUGAACUUGAAGUUGCUGGAUUGGACAGUGACAUGUACUGUGAUAUGCCUGACCUCUUCACUCAGCAUAAAAUGCCUGUAGAUACUGGUAACAUCCCAAAUCAACAGGACCUGGAUGACUGGCCACAUUUGAAGCAUGUUCAUUUGCCAGAAAUUAAGGCCAAUGUGGAGCUUUUGAUUUGCAUGAAUAUGCCCAGAGCUCUAGAACCUUUGGAGGUCAUCCGGAGUGUAGGUGAUGGACCUUUUUCCAUUAGGACUGUGCUUGGCUGGACAGUGAAUGGGCCACUUUAUCGAGAAUGCUGUGGAAGGCCAGGAUGUUUGGCAACAGUUACUGCCAGCAGAGUUUCUGCUGUCACACUGGACAAGCUAUGGAAACAGCAGUUCAAGAUGGACUUUCCUGAGAGCAGCGAUGAUGAACAGAUGGGGCUGUCAAAGGAAGAUUUGAAGUUCCUGGAAUUGGCCAGCAAGACGGUGACUUUGAGGAAUGGGCACUGCAGCAUUGCCCUGCCACUGAAAGACCGAGACAUAAGAAUGCCUGACAACCGUGCAAUUGCUGAGCAACGAGCCUUAGGUUUGAAGAAAAGGUUCAUCAGAGAUAAAGACUUUCACAAAGACUACACUGCCUUCAUGACAGAUCUCAUAUCUAAAGGAUAUGCAAAGAGAAUUAGAGCGCAGUGAUGGGAAGCUUUGGUAUAUCCCUCACCAUGGGGUUUACCAUCCUACCAAGGGGAAGAUGCGGGUCGUCUUUGACUGUGCAUCAUCAUUCCAGGGUGUCUCUCUUAAUGCGCAGCUCCUGAGUGGUCCUGACUUAACAAACGGUUUGGUUGGCGUACUGACGAGGUUCAGAAAAGAGCCUAUUGUUUUGAUGUCUGACAUCGAGGCUAUGUUUCACCAGGUGCAUGUGCCAGAGGAAGAUGCUGACCUUUUGUCAAGAGAUUUAUUCUAAAUAACACUUCUUCAGCUUCGAAUCAGAGAGGAGAAGCACACACUGCAGUUAGUUACUUGCAAGCAAGGGCAGUCACAGCACUCGCACAGAAGUGAGGGCUCUGAGACUCACGCCCUGCCACUGCCCUGGUCUUUAUUUAUAUACAUCAGUGGGUACAUUUGUUCAUUACAUUGGGAUGUGGAUUUGUGUGUGUGUGUGUGUGUGUGCCCUCCUGCUGACCAAAGAGGGUCAUAAAAUAAUAAAAGCAGGAGCAACGUCCUUGGUCAUAAAGAGGGUACGUUUAUCCUAUCAUAAAACAAUAAAAGAAGCUAUGCCCUUUCCCA
Molecule: messenger RNA, 1409 nt
Organism: Neolamprologus brichardi
Lineage: Eukaryota; Metazoa; Chordata; Actinopteri; Cichliformes; Cichlidae
Source: RefSeq, a predicted model, not a curated record